Molecule: messenger RNA, 1512 nt
Organism: Ogataea philodendri
Lineage: Eukaryota; Fungi; Ascomycota; Pichiomycetes; Pichiales; Pichiaceae
Exons: 1
Coding region: 1-1512 (503 amino acids)
Source: RefSeq, a predicted model, not a curated record
AUGGCCUCGCAUCUUCUUCCUGCCCAGCCAGCUCCAAUCUUGCUUUCUCCUGGAAGAUGUGCAUUGAUCAUGAUAGACAUGCAGAGAGAUUUUAUCUCAAAAGGAGGUUACGGAGAUUUGCAAUGCAAUUCAGAAACCGUUUUCGAUAAAGUAGCUAGCAAUAUUGAGCCGUGCAAGGAGGCUCUUUGGGCGGCCCGGAGAUUGGGAAUGACCGUGAUUCAUACUCGCGAGGGACAUAAUCCCGAUCUUUUGGACUUAGCUCCUUCAAAGAGACUCCGACAAAGGACUGCCCGCCCUCAAAAUCAUCCUUUCGUGAUUGGAGAACGUGGUCCAAUGGGUAAAUUAUUGGUGAGGGGCGAGUUCGGACAUGAAAUCAUUGACGAACUUAAGCCAAAGCCUACGGAGAUAGUGAUUGACAAACCUGGGAAAGGUUCGUUUUAUAACACGUCUUUAUAUUGGACUCUAACUUCACUUGGAAUUACUCACUUGCUGCUAUGUGGGGUAACUACUGAAUGUUGUGUCGCGACAACAUUCAGGGAGGCAAAUGACAGAGGGUUUGACUGUUGUGUUUUGGCGGAUUGUACUAACGGAUUCAAUGAGGAUAUCGUCAAACAGACAAUUAAUGUUUCCUGUGCGUACGAUGGGUUGCUAGGAAGCGUUUCUUUUGGUAAGGAUCUCGUGAUUCUUGCAAAUCAAAACUCCCCGGGAGAACUACAGCCGGAUACUUGGAGUGUUCAUAAUAGUCCUCUAGAUGGCGUCAGGUAUCAAUCAUUCGAUGGUCAUGUGAACAAACUCUGCAAAGAGAAGGGAGCAAUAUAUUCCACUGAUGCUCAAUUUAAAUUAAUAGUUGACGAUGGAUUUCAAGGGUUUGAUAUGGGAAGCGUACAGUUUACGGCAUCGAAUGGCAUGGUGUCUUUACUGGGUGCAGACUGUCCUUCAUUCUCAUCGGUUGCAAUUUUGUCUGAAUCUGUCGCUAAAGUACGGACUGUAUUCACUGUGAUUGGUGGCUAUAUUGCAGUCGACCCCUACUCUAGAGACCCCAACGAAUACUUUCAGUACCCAGUUGACUAUCGCGGUGUGAUAGAAGGAGGAUUCGCCUACUCAUCAUUUGAUGACUUGAAAUUGCAUAAUGGUCGAUCGGUUGAUUUCAAUUUCACGGUCGUUUCUCAACUAAUGGAUUUCAUACAAGUUGGAGCAUCAUCAUUUACUAUGGAACUUGCUUCACAAAAGAGAUGCCCAUUUCCAUCUCCAGAAAAGUUUUCUAAAGACGAGAGAAAGUUGGCCUUUUUGAAAAAAGUGUUUAACGAAAGCUUGAGAUACAUCGAUAUUCUUAUUUUUCCGGUUAACUCCACUCUCUCUGGUUUUCCAAUAUCUUUGUUGCCACGGAUUGUCGGGUGUCCAUGCGUGAUUUUGAAGGGAAAUUUAAUAAUCGCCAAGAGAGGGUACGAUGGACGACUUUUGGAUAUAUGCGAGGUUUUACAAACCCAAAAGGGAUUUCAGGAUUCUAUUUGA